Acanthosepion pharaonis is the source of this 534-nucleotide messenger RNA. The record is from the annotation of a GenBank genome assembly. NCBI's taxonomy places the organism in Eukaryota, Metazoa, Mollusca, Cephalopoda, Sepiida, Sepiidae.
AUGCACACACACUUUUUUUUUUAUCUAUCUUGGCCUUUCAUAAUUAUCUAUCUUAUUCUCUUCUUUUCUUGUCUUUCAUUCUUUUUCUUCAUUCUUCUUCUCUUUCAUUCUUUUUCUUCAUUCUUCUUCUCUUUCAUUCUUUUUCUUCAUUCUUCUUCUCUUUCAUUCUUUUUCUUCAUUCUUCUUCUCUUUCAUUCUUUUUCUUCAUUCUUCUUCUCUUUCAUUCUUUUUCUUCAUUCUUUUUCUUCUUUCUUCUCUUCCUCCUCUUUUGCUCUAUUCUUCUCCUCCUCCUCCUUUACAGAAUUUAUUGAAGACUACAUCAUUCUCACUAUUUUUCUCUAUCUGAUCAUUAAUAUAACAAAAUCUCUUUUUGUUCUUGUUUUUUUCUUUCUCUCUCUUUGUUUUCAUCUUUCUUUUUCAGAUUUAUCUUUCUCUGUGGUGCUUUCUCUCAUUUUAUCUCCAACAGUCAGUCUCUCUAGAUCUCACUUCUUAAUUUUUUUUAUUUCUUGUCUGUCUGUCUGUCUGUCCAUCUAA